This is a messenger RNA of Calidris pugnax (ruff), 1377 nucleotides long. Its product is annotated as photoreceptor outer segment membrane glycoprotein 2-like. Lineage: Eukaryota; Metazoa; Chordata; Aves; Charadriiformes; Scolopacidae. Gene Ontology annotation, biological process: visual perception. The transcript has 4 exons. Bases 793 to 1377 code for a protein of 194 amino acids. Gene Ontology annotation, cellular component: membrane. The record is from RefSeq and is a predicted model, not a curated record.
CACCCCCGGGCCUCAUCGGCGAAGGGGCCUGCCUAGGGGCAGCGGGCUGAGGAAGGAGAGGCGGGGGCGGGAGGGAGGCCGGCCCCUCGCCUCACCUGAGGGACCGCUGUCCCCUGCGGCGGGAAGCGCUGCCCUGAAGGACACGGCGGGGCUGUCACCCGUGGGCUCCACGCUGUGGCGGUAGGAAGGGGUUGAUGCGCCCCGCACACAGGCCGGUAAAGCACAUAGGCCUUCGAAGAGAAGGGUUCAGCCCUCGCUGGUGGCUCCUUACUGCAGACGGGACUCUCCAGCCCGCUGAGGCGAUGGAGCCGGAGCUGGCACAGCGGCCCACGGGACGCGUUUGUGGGCCGUGGUGUCAGCCCGGAGGCCGGAUCCACACGGUGUCAAACCCAGCGAUCCGAUCCGUCUGGCAGCUAGGAGAGAGCUGUUCGGGGGGAAGGGGGAAGGAGAGAUCUGCUGUCCUCGCAGCAGCUUGUGUGCAAGAGCUUGUCAUGCAGCAUUUGAAUCGCUGUUAUCAAACAUAUGUGAGUGAAGAGACACUUCUGAAUCUGCAUGGAAUGGUGAGUCAGUGUAAAGACAGAAGAACUACACAGACAUCAGGAAAUCAGUUCUCCACUCUUCCUCAGGAUGCCUGACCCAGGUAUUUUCUCCCCUGUACUCGGCAAGUUACCAGUUUCAAGAUCUUGUUCAGUCCUCUGAAGCAGAUUUCUGCUGCAUGCCUUGGAUACAUGCUCCUAAUCAGCUUACGAGCUUUCCUUGACCUACGCUUCUUUUCCUGACGUUGAUCUGACUAUGGCUGUCCUCAAAGUAAAAUUCACCAAAACUAGAAGGGACAAAUUGGCUCAGAUCUUAUGGAUCCUCAACUGGGUUUCUGUUGUGAGUGGGAUAAUUCUCUUCAGCCUUGGCCUCUUUCUGAAAAUAGAGAUCAAGAAACGCAACGAAGUGAUGGCAAAAGGGGACAUUAACUCUGUCCCCAACAUGUUGAUCUCUGUAGGGGUCAUAGCAUGUAUCAUCAACUUUCUGGGUGGCAAAAUCUGCUACGACUGCUCAGAUGCCAACAAGUUCUCUCGGUGGAAACUAGUUAUGCUCCCAUACAUCGUAUGUACCUUCUGUUUUACCUUCUGCAUCCUGGUGGGUGCUCUCAUGUGCUAUACCAUGAGGAACGAGCUGGAAGAGUCUCUCUAUCUGGGACUGAGGGAUGCUAUGAAGUUCUAUAAGGACACGGACAUACCUGGACGAUGCUUCUUAAAGAAAACAGUGGAUCUGUUACAAAUUGGAUUCCAAUGCUGUGGAAACAAUGGCUUUAGAGACUGGUUUGAAAUUCAGUGGGUGUCUCCUCGUUAUCUGAAUAUGGCUUCCAAGGAAGUUCUGGAGUAA